Messenger RNA from Ictidomys tridecemlineatus (thirteen-lined ground squirrel), 1937 nucleotides. The record is from RefSeq and is a predicted model, not a curated record. NCBI's taxonomy places the organism in Eukaryota, Metazoa, Chordata, Mammalia, Rodentia, Sciuridae.
CUCCCGCCUCCCGAGUCCUAAGCAGGGCCUCCCCGCCCUCCGGGGCCCAGACGCCCACGGAGUCACGCCAGCCUGCGCUCUGUGCCGGUCCAGCACAAGCAAGGAUCCAGAAGUGCCUGCACCCUGUACCUUUCAUCUACACUAAUUUGGCUGCAGAGCUCUUGUUCAAGGGAUGAUCACUUUGGAUAGCUUAUUACAGCUUCUCUCGUUGACAUUCCUGGUGUGCAUGUCACAAGUUGCUAGGAUCAAGAACCAAGUCAGUUUUGCUCUCAGGGGCUCUUGGGGCCACCAGUCAAGGUAUUGCUGUAUCCUUGGAGAACUUGGCAGUCUCAGGAAUCCCCAAGAGGAUGGCAGGGAACUGGACUCAGCCCCCUAAAUCCUAGUCCCUAUUGCUUUGAGUUUCGCAGGAGGCAGUUGACUCCUCUCUCACCCUAGUCCUAGUUGUGGUGAACCCAACUGCACGGGAAGCACACAGAAACCCAGUGUGCCCAGGGUGCCGAGGGGGACAGGAAGGAAGAAUUCUUCCCACAUCCAUCCUGUCUUCACUCUACCACCUGAGACCUGCCCAUCCUUGCUGUGUUCCUGCCCCUUCCACUGGGGACACCUUGUCCCUACCUUGGAGCCAACUCCUCUGAUCCCCACUCAUGAAGCACAGCCAGAUGUGGCAGGGAUCUCUCCUAUCCUGUAAGUGAGCACAGAGGACAACCAUGAAUGAGGCCAAAGAGACCCUCCGUGGCAUUGAGCAGAAGUACAAGCUGUUCCAACAGCAGCAGUUCACCUUCAUCGCAGCUCUGGAGCACUGCAGGGAGAACGCACAUGACAAGAUCCGGCCCAUCUCCAGCAUCGAACAGGUGCAGAGCUACAUGGAACACUACUGUAACAACUCCACAGACCGGCGGAUCCUGCUCAUGUUCCUGGACAUCUGUUCAGAGCUGAACAGGCUCUGCCAGCACUUUGAGGCCAUGCACUCUGGCACCCCAGUCACCAACAACAUUCUUGACAAAUGCAAAACCUUGGUUAGCCAAAGCAAUGACCUGAGCACCCUCAGAGCAAAGUACCCUCACGAUGUAGUGAACCACCUCAGCUGUGACGAGGCCAGGAACCACUAUGGCGGUGUCGUCAGCCUCAUCCCCAUUGUCCUGGACCUUAUGAAAGAGUGGAUCGCCCACUCGGAGAAGCUGCCCCGCAAAGCGCUGCAGCACGUGAGUGAGCCCGCAGCAUGUCAGAAUGUCACCAGGGCAGCCGCUUGUCCUGCCCGGACCACAGGCACCCAGUGCUGGUUAAGAAAGCACAAAUGUAGGCAGCUGGAAAAAGAUCGCCUCAAACCCAGGGGGCGAGACAAAGGACAUUCCAAGCCUCCCUGGAGGCCGCCCGGUGGGAAACUGUAACUCAAGGCCAGGGGCCUGCUCCACAGCUGGGUGCUCUGCUAACCAGUGUGGACUCCCCUGUGGAUCCAUUCCUGCUGGUGCCGGCACCCCUGCCGUUAACCCCAAAAGGGCCAAUACAUCAUUGAGAAUCUCUCCUUCUCUUGCUUUCACUUGUAACUUUCCUGCUUCUAAGCUCUGUGCUGGUGAAGAGGAUCCCCGCUUAAUGAGUUGCCCAAAUAGUACGGUGUUGCUAGAGGGUGUCCCAGGUGAGGGCACUGAGCCACAUCCAGCAGCUAUCCAGCUCCCUGCCCCAGCAGCCACAGGAAGCAGGCACAGACUCUCUGCAGGACAGGGAUGCUCCCACUCCCAGGAUGGAGGGAGGGGCAAAUGCUGAAGGAACGCCUCAGGGUUCAGUUCCCUGGACCAAAACAAAGGCAGUGAGCCCACCUCUCCAGAAGAAUUCUGUCUGUGGUUCCUGAUCAAGGACCAUGGCCUGAUGUCCACAGCAUAGUCGAGGCCCACACACUGUGUGAUGUGUCUGCUUUGAGCUCUGAUUGUUACUUUUUCCCU